AGCCCGUUGCCCGUAUCACCUGUGUGGGCUCUUCUCGUCCAACCAGGCCAGGCCGUUUGAAAACUCGCCUGCUCAAGGGAAGAAGGCCGCGCUCGCACAACACAGGCCCGGCUAAAGAAACCCCAUUCAGGACACAGCGCCGGCCGCGUGCGCUUCUCCUCCUCCACUCGCGCCGCCGCCGAUCCUAAACCCCUCGCGCCGCCGCCGCUGAUCCAAUCCUCGGCCGCCGCCACCCCUUCGGCUCCUCCUCCUCCCAUGUCCCGCCGCCCCGCUCGCUCCCUUCUUUCCCUGCUCCGCCGCCGCGGCCUCCACGACUCCACAACCCACCGGUCCUUCGCCUCCGUCUCCGUCCCACCCGACGGGAUCCCCUCCACCUCCUCCCCGUGGCCGCCGUACUCUCCACCUCCUACUCCGCCGCCGCCCGAUCCCGCCGGGACGCGGUGGUCCGCGUCUUGGUCCCCCGCUUCACCGCCGCUCCCGCCCUGCACGGCCGCUCAGCUCCGCGCUGCCGUCUCCUCGAUCGCCGCUUCCCUCCUCGCACUCCCGGAGCCCGAUCCAAACCCGGCGCCCGACCUCCAAGCCCACUCCUUCCCGACCCUCCUCGCCGUCUCGCCGCUCGCCUCGCUUGAGCUUCUCUCGCUGCUCCGGCCCAGGCCGCGGCUCGGCCUCGCCGUGUUCUCAUUUCGCCGCGAGCUCUCCCCGGCCCCCACACUCGACGAGUUCGCCCUCGCUAUCUCGCUCGCGAGCCGCGCCAGGGACCCCGCCGCGGCUGCUGCGCUCUUUGCCGACGCCGCCACCGCCCACUCCCCCGAUCAGGCGCUCUACAACGCCCUCAUGGCGGCGUACAUGCACGGCGGCCUCCUGGACAGCUGCCUCGAGGCCUUCCAUGCGCUGGAACGCGACCCGCGGUGCGGGCCUAAUGUGGACUCGUACAACAUCCUCAUCUCCCUCUUCGGUCGCUCCCUCCUCGUUGACCACAUGGAGGCCACGCUCAGGUCGCUGGAUGCUUCUGGGCAUCCCCGCACGAUUGGUACGUAUAAUGCAAUCAUCGCCGGAUACCUCACUGCGUGGAUGUGGGACAAAAUGGAAGCAGUGUUCCAGGAAAUGUUGUCGGGUCAUAUUAUUCCAGAUACUACUACACAUCUGUUGAUGCUGAGAGGAUAUGCGCAUGCUGGGAUGAUAUACAAAAUGGAGCAAGCUUAUGAGCGUGCUUACAAGCAUGCUGGAAAGGUUGACAAUGUGCAUAUACGCGCAAUGCUUGGCGCAUACUGCAAGUUUGACCAUGUAGAUAGGAUUCAGAAGAUUGAGGAGUUGUUGCAGAGGUUAGGUCCUGAUGACUACAGGCCAUGGCUAUAUGUGUUGUUAAUUAGGGUGUAUGCUAAGGAGGGAUUGGUUGAAGGGAUGGAGCUGCGGAUCGCUGAAGCACUGGAACGCAAUGUCAUUGUCACCACAGUACAGGUGAUGCGGUCCAUCAUAUCAAGCUAUUUUCAGUGCGAUGCGGUCGACAAACUCGCACGUUUUGUCCGGCAGGCUGAGAGGCUGGGUGGAAGCUGUGUCGGAGUUUGUACCACUGCAAAAUGGUGAUGUAUGGGAAGCACCAGCGGCUGGAAGAGAUGCAUGGGGUUUUGGAUGAGAUGGAAUGUUUUAAAUUUGACAGGACAAAGAAGACAUUUUGGAUCAUGCACAAGGCAUAUGUUAGUUGUGGGCGAACGACUGAGGCAAAUACUAUA
Messenger RNA from Panicum hallii, 1730 nucleotides. Its product is annotated as pentatricopeptide repeat-containing protein At2g30780-like. The record is from RefSeq and is a predicted model, not a curated record. Gene Ontology annotation, molecular function: protein binding; mRNA binding. NCBI's taxonomy places the organism in Eukaryota, Viridiplantae, Streptophyta, Magnoliopsida, Poales, Poaceae.